Melanotaenia boesemani (Boeseman's rainbowfish) is the source of this 1953-nucleotide messenger RNA. RefSeq names its product solute carrier family 25 member 47a (gene slc25a47a). Gene Ontology annotation, molecular function: transmembrane transporter activity. Gene Ontology annotation, cellular component: mitochondrion. Lineage: Eukaryota; Metazoa; Chordata; Actinopteri; Atheriniformes; Melanotaeniidae. Bases 318 to 1226 code for a protein of 302 amino acids. Gene Ontology annotation, biological process: transmembrane transport. The record is from RefSeq and is a predicted model, not a curated record. The transcript has 7 exons.
CUUAAUUUAUUGGCCACCGAGUAUCGAAAUGCGUGUUGGGACGCCGUGAUGUUUUGAAUUUGGUUACAAGGGAGUGUCUACAAAGUUAUACCCGUGCAUAGAUGUUUUUCAGCGGAUUGUAUGCAUACGGAACAAGUUCAGUACACAACAUGUACCUUUCGGCAAUGUUCGGAUAAAGUCGUAGCCCCAGUCGAAGCCGUUCUUCGGUAACGCUCUGCUGCGGCACGUCAUGUAACAACACACUCAAGGUUACUGAUCGAGGGAAAGAAUGGAUCCACAUCUAAAAAACAUCCGUGGGUCAGUCACCAUAUGACAGGAUGCAUCUUGUUGAUUUCGUGUCUGGAUCACUUGGAGGAGCAUGUGGAGUUGCAGUGGGAUAUCCUCUGGACACUGUGAAGGUCCGGAUCCAAACUCAGAAACAGUUCACUGGAGUGUAUCACUGUGCAGUGGAGACGUUUUCAAAAGAGGGGGUGCAUGGAUUCUUCAAAGGCAUGUCCUUACCCAUGGCCACAGUCUCUAUGACUUCCUCAGUGGUCUUUGGCACAUAUAGGAACUGCCUGCAGUGUCUGAAGCAGGCUCGAGGAGCUGACUGGGGACCAAACACCAAACUGGAAAUCUUCCUGUCUGGAAUGGUUGGUGGUGUUGCUCAGAUAUCAGUGAUGUCGCCAGGUGACAUCGUGAAAGUCCGUUUGCAGUGUCAGACAGAGUCCAAGCGAGGAGGAGCCAGCAUGCCUAAACCAAAGUACCAUGGUCCAGUUCACUGUCUGCUGAGCAUAAUCAAACAGGAAGGCUUCAUGGGGCUCUACAGAGGAGCCCUGCCGCUCAUGCUAAGAGAUGGACCCUCAUACGCUACGUAUUUUUUGACUUACACCACCAUCUGCGAAUGGCUAUCAGAUGGCAGCAAGACAAAAGCAGAUUGGAGUGGUGUGAUGCUGGCGGGGGGAAUAGCUGGAAUGGCAGGCUGGACUGUGGGAACACCGAUGGACGUGAUAAAAGCCCGCCUGCAGAUGGACGGGGCGCGGGAGACAAAGCGAUAUAAGGGCUUUUUCCACUGCAUCGCUGAGACUGUGAAGGUGGAGGGAGCCGGGGUUUUCUUCAGGAGUUUAGGUGUCAACUGUUUGCGUGCAUUCCCAGUAAACAUGGUGGUUUUUUUCACAUACGAGGUUCUCACCAGGUUUCUCCAACCCACACCUGAAAAUGUGGAGCCAACCUCGUUUAGGGUUUGAAUAGCAUCAGUGCUUUUGGUUGCAGUAUCUCAUAUACAGCUCUUAAAGAGUGAUUGUUUCUGCUGUUGUUUUUGUAGCUGUUCAAUAUAAUCCAUUUAUAUAAAAACAUCAGAUAAUAUAACCUUAUCUGCACAAAGGAACAAGCUUUGCCAGUACAAGAUUGUAAUGGAAUGUCUUUCACCACUAGAUGGCGCCACUGACCAGCUUGUCACAUUUUAUUCUUGCUGUGUUCGUACAAGAAAACAGUCUUAAUGACUGUUGAUUAUUUACAAAAGAAAACCUCCGUUAUUUGAGGCUACUUGAACUUAAGCCACAUUUGACUUCAUAUGAGACCAUUUUAAGGUCUUUUUAAGGUCUCAUAUGAAUUUGGUUUUUAUUAGAAUUGUGUAAAAGAAAAAAGGAGUUGAUGUUACACUGUCUUCCAUGUUUGUGCACAGGACUACUAUAAGUGCUGCUGUUAUAAAUGAGGCUGAAAGCUUUGAAGCACUUGCUGGGUAAUUGUAACAUGGAGCUUAUUUAUGAACCAGUUUGACUGUUUAAAAUGUUUAUUUACUCAUUAUAUACAAGACAUAUCAACUGCUGUAUGACUUUGUUUUACAGGCCUGGGAAAUUUGCAGAGUCAUGGUCAAACAAGGGAAUUUAUGUGAAUGCAAUUUAUUGUAAUUUAUUUUUCGAAUUAUGAAAAUAAUGCUCAUUGUGCCUUCUGUUAAUAAAAGUUGAAAAUAUA